AUGCCAGAACAAGAUGCUCUUAUUCUAUCAUUCUCACAUUUACCGGAUUUUCCGCGCGCUCCCGAUGCUCUCCAAACGCUGAAGAAGGUGGCCUCCUUGGUCAAGCCCAUCAUGCGAGUUAGGGGGUGGAAGGUGCGAGAGCUAGCUGAGUUUUAUCCAGAUCAAGCAAACCUCCUCGGCCAGCGCCUUGGUGGCUCUGGACCCAGCAUCGGUUCAGAUAUCCGGCGAACCAUCGUGGGCGCAAUAGAGCGUAGAAACACCACGCUGCAGGGAUGCGGUAAUACGAAUCACAAUGAUAGGGAGAUUCAACAAAUCUCCGAGACAGCUACGAAGAACGGCUUCCGUACGCAGGCCGAAGAAGACGCGGCUAAUGAAGCUGCAAUUGCGCAAGCUCUCUGGGAACUGGUACAAGAAGAAGAGCGCCAACGGACCAGGAACGAGACCUCCAUCGAUACCAAGGCCAGAGACUCGGCCACCAGUUGUGUCUGCGCCGGUGCCCCAACCAGCUCCGCAACGGGGCUGGACAUGCGGAGUACGCUGACAUGGCUGACAACUUACAAGCAAAGUAAACGGAGAGGAAUCGAGUCAUUGUGUGGAUCGCACACGGGUGGCAUGCACCCAGCACAUGUCAAGACAAAGAUGCGCCAUGAUAUGGAAUCUUUCAGUGGCACGAACGAGCUACCCUCGAGCUACACUCGAGCUACUCUGCUUCUGUCUAGGUACGAGGUUGAACGACGUUUGGUUGCGUUCUGA
Colletotrichum lupini is the source of this 753-nucleotide messenger RNA. Its product is annotated as WLM domain-containing protein. The coding region runs from base 1 to 753 and encodes 250 amino acids. The record is from RefSeq and is a predicted model, not a curated record. Lineage: Eukaryota; Fungi; Ascomycota; Sordariomycetes; Glomerellales; Glomerellaceae. The transcript is spliced from 4 exons.